AUGCGGUGCCUGCACAGUGCGGUUAAAACGGCUUGGGGCUUUCGCGAAAGUUUUAAGCACGGAAUCCCGGGCUUCGAGGAACCAUUGGCGGAAGUGGACGUGACAAUGUUCCACCCUUGGCUGGGAAGAGGUGGGGCGGGCGUGGCAGAGGCACAAGAAGAGGUGGGGGCGGUCGAAGCAGAGGCAGUGGCUGCGGGCGCGGCAAAGGUACAUGAGGAGGUGGAAGCGAUCGAGGCAAAAGAGGAGGUGGAAGCGGUCGAGGCAAAAGAGGAGGUGGAAGUGGUAGAGGGAGAGGAGGUGGGGAAGGACGCUGCAGAAGAGGCGACACCGGGGGGGUGGGGGCUCAGUAACAAUGGGGGCCGCCUCGAGAGCAAGUGCAGGCCGAGCGGGAUGCUUCAAACGAAAGACGGCGGCAAGAAGAGGAGAAAAAAGAGGAAAUCUGCGGGAAAUGCUUGGGAGACUCCACGAAGCACCUCUA
Molecule: messenger RNA, 478 nt
Organism: Klebsormidium nitens
Lineage: Eukaryota; Viridiplantae; Streptophyta; Klebsormidiophyceae; Klebsormidiales; Klebsormidiaceae
Source: the annotation of a GenBank genome assembly